Arachis ipaensis is the source of this 843-nucleotide messenger RNA. The record is from RefSeq and is a predicted model, not a curated record. NCBI's taxonomy places the organism in Eukaryota, Viridiplantae, Streptophyta, Magnoliopsida, Fabales, Fabaceae.
AUGAGUUACUAUCUUGAUCCAGAAUUUGCCAAUCACAUUGAGCAGAUUGUUAUACUUGGUGGUGCCUUCGCAGUAAAUGGCAAUGUGAAUCUAGCCGCGAAAGUCAAUAUAUUUGGUGAUUCAGAUUCUGUAGAUGUUGUGUUCACAAAUGGAGUGGAUAUACUAACAGUGGGGAUAAAUGUUACCCACCAAGUUGUAUUGACUGAUAAACGUACGCUUGCUUGCUGUUCGCCUGUUGCUCACUACUUGCGAGGUCUUCUUUCCCCGACAAUUAUUCCGCAGGAAACUCAGGUGAAGAAAAUGAUCCAGCACGUUCGUCAGUAUCAAGUUCCAUUGCAGAAGUACAUGGCAAUGAUGGAUCUUCAGGAGAGGAAUGAACGGUUGUUUUAUAAGCUUCUUAUUGAGCACGUCGAAGAGUUACUCCCAGUUGUCUAUGCUCCAACUGUCGGUGAGGCUUGCCAGAAAUACGAAAGCAUCUUCAUGCGUCCUCAGGAUCUUUAUAUCAGCUUGAAAGAGAAGGGGAGGAUUCUUGAAGUACUAAGGAAUUGGCCUGAGAAGAACAUUCAAGUCAUUGUUGUAACUGAUGGAGAACGGAUCUUGGGUCUUGGGGAUCUUGGUUGUCAGGGAAUGGGAAUACCAGUUGGAAAACUUUCUUUAUAUACAGCACUCGGAGGAGUUCGUCCGUCUGCCUGUUUGCCUAUCACCAUUGAUGUGGGAACAAACAACAAGAACUUAUUGAAUGAUGAGUUAUAUAUAGGGCUCAAGCAAAGACGGGCGACUGGGCAGGAAUAUGCUGAACUUAUGCAUGAAUUUAUGAGUGCUGUCAAAUCAUAUCUAGCAUGA